Messenger RNA from Asparagus officinalis (garden asparagus), 1401 nucleotides. RefSeq lists its product as uncharacterized. Lineage: Eukaryota; Viridiplantae; Streptophyta; Magnoliopsida; Asparagales; Asparagaceae. The transcript is spliced from 7 exons. The record is from RefSeq and is a predicted model, not a curated record. Bases 1 to 1401 code for a protein of 466 amino acids.
AUGAGAUAUUUCUUACCUCAUCAGCUUGAAGAGAACCUGGUAGAGGCAAAGGAGCAAGCAUUCCACUUUUGUGAAAAGAAGACUAGACCAGAGAUGACUUUUGAUGGAGAUGGAGAGACCUCAAGAAAGCGAAAGCGGAAUAAUUACUUCAAAGAUUAUUAUACCAAUCUCACUCAAGAAGAGCGAAAUUCUUAUAUAAAUAGAUCCAUUGAGAAUAGGCGUGAAUCAAGUCUCGGUGCAUUGAAUGAUCAUCAUAGUCCUGCUAAACGACGAGUCAAGUGGUUACUUCGUGCUACACAAUCAGAAUAUCAAUUUCAAGGAAACACAUUCUAUAAUCCUUCAUGCUCAGAGUUACAUCAAAUGAAAGUAGUCCCGCACUGUAUUCAUUGUGGAGCAAAGAAAUUCGAACAUGAAGUCCCAACAUUUUGCUGCGAUAAUGAACGAAUCAAAUUGGCUUCAACGCAUGUCCAUCCAACUCUUUACUCAUUGUUCAAGUCCAACACUACAAAAGCAAUAGAGUUCCGUAAAAAUAUCCGAAAAUACAAUAAUCUAUUCUCAUUCACCUCAUUUGGAGCUACUAUUGAUAAAAGUUUGGCAUCAUCGACGAACGGUGUUUAUACAUUUCGAGCACAAGGGCAAAUUUACCACCAUUUACCGGGUUUGAUACCAAACACAGAUAAACCUGCUUUUUUCCAAUUGUACUUUCAUGAUUGUGAUAAUGAGCUUCACAAUCGAAUGAAAAUAUUGCAAAAUAACAUAAUUGAUGAGGGCGUUAUGAAAAUGGUAAUGGAAAUCUUGAAAGAUAAUCCAUAUGCUAUUUUCCUUCGUUCAUUGAGAGAUCUUGAAUCAUUCAAAGAUAUCCGUGUUUGUAUUGCUACAAAUACCAACCUUGAUCAACGGGUCUAUAAAACACCAACAUCCAAUGAAGUUGUUGCCAUAUGGAUUGAAGGGAAUAAUUCAAAUGUUCCAUUUGAAAGGGAGAUUGUGAUUCAUGAACACUCUGGUCAAAGACAUUAUGUGAAGCAUUAUUAUGGUUGCUAUGAUCCAUUGCAAUACCCGCUUUUAUUUCCGAAAGGUGAAUCCGGAUGGCAUCAAAAUAUCAUAAAAAUUGAUUGCUCCAUCUCCAAACAAAACAAUAAUUCAAGUCAAUUUCGAUUCUCAUCGGUACAAGAACUAUUACAACAAGAACAGACAGGUGUCACUAUGCCAAAGCAAUCUCAUGUUUCAUGCAGAGAAUAUUAUUGCUACAAGUUACAAAUAAGAGAAUCAGAACCAUCUGUGAUUUUGCUUACUGGAAGAUUGUUACAACAAUUUGUAGUAGACAUGUAUAUCAAACUUGAGACAACUAGACUUGAUUACUUUCGGAACAAACAAUCAGAAAUAAGAGCUGAAGUGUAUUAA